Molecule: messenger RNA, 1515 nt
Organism: Acanthochromis polyacanthus (spiny chromis)
Lineage: Eukaryota; Metazoa; Chordata; Actinopteri; Pomacentridae
Product: keratin, type I cytoskeletal 13-like
Exons: 7
Coding region: 70-1392 (440 amino acids)
Molecular function (GO): structural molecule activity
Source: RefSeq, a predicted model, not a curated record
CAGCAGAGCUGUGUAUCUCAGUCUUCUCCUUCUUUCCAGAGCAGGCAGACCUCCUCAGCAGCAUCCACCAUGUCAUCGAGACUCAGCAUGACAAACACUUACUCUUUGCGCUCCGCGGGAGGUAGAGGCCAGGGCCAAAGGAUGUCUGCCGCCACUACAAUAGGUGGUGCAGGUGGAUGGGGAACAAGAAUCUCGAGGGUCUCUAGUGGUAGCGGUCUUGGAUUAGGUACCGCAGGUAGCAGUUAUAGUUACAGUGUAGGAGGCUCAGGUGGAGGCUUUAGCGCAGGUGCUGGUGGAGGAUUUAGUGGAGGCUUCGGAGGAGGUUCCGCUGACCUCCACGUUGGAGCCAAUGAGAAGGCCACCAUGCAGAACCUGAACGACCGUCUGGCCUCCUACCUGGAGAAGGUGCGCAGCCUUGAGAAGGCCAAUGCUGAGCUGGAGCUCAAGAUUCGGCAGUUCUUGGAAAGCAAGACCUCACCUUCUGCACGUGACUACUCAGCUUACUUCGCCACCAUUGCUGACCUGCAAGGAAAGAUCAAGGAUGCCUUUGCUGUUAAUGCAGGCAUCUAUCUGGCCCAAGACAACGCAAAACUUGCUGCAGAUGACUUCAGAACCAAGUAUGAGAACGAGCUUGCCAUGCGUCAGUCAGUGGAGGCAGAUAUUGCAGACCUAAAGAGACUGCUAGAUCAGCUCACACUUGCCAGAUCAGACCUGGAGAUGCAGAUAGAAGGCCUCAAAGAAGAGCUGAUCUUCCUCAAGAAGAACCACGAGGAGGAAAUGGCAGCUAUGAGAAGCCAGAUGAGUGGACAGAUCAAUGUGGAGGUCGACGCAUCACCACAACAAGACCUGAACGCUGUUUUGGCUGAAGUCCGUGAACAGUAUGAGGCUGUGGCCAACAAGAACCAGAAAGAAGUCCAAAACUGGUUUGAUACAAAGUCACAGGCGAUAACCAAAGAGGUCGCAGAAAGCACGGAAAGUCUACAAACAUCCAAAUCAGAAAUCACUGAAAUCCGACGCACGUUGCAGGGCCUGGAAAUUGAGCUACAGUCACAACUCAGCAUGAAAGCAUCUCUGGAAGGUACAUUAGCUGAUACAGAAGCACGAUAUUCAAUGCAGCUCCAAGCCCUCCAGAUGCAGGUGAGCAGCCUGGAGGAACAGAUAAUGCAGCUGCGUGCCGACAUAGAAAACCAGAGCCAAGAGUACAAGAUGCUGCUGGACAUCAAGACACGGCUGGAGAUGGAGAUCGCAGAAUACAGGAGGCUGCUGGACGGAGAGGGCAGUGUUGGUGGUUUGAGUUCCUCCACCACCUCCACCACCACCAAAAAGGUGAUCGUGGUGACAGAGGAGCUGAAGGACGGCAAGGUGGUGUCCACCUCAACCGCCUCAACAUAACCUGUCUCACAGAACAAACGCAACACACAGAGGCCACAAAUUCACCAUCUGAGCAACGACAACUUGCUUCAAAAAGUGCUUCAAAAAUGUGAACACAAUAAAAGCCUCUCUGUUUGCUGCCUA